This is a messenger RNA of Aspergillus tanneri, 1053 nucleotides long. RefSeq lists its product as uncharacterized. Gene Ontology annotation, molecular function: protein phosphatase regulator activity. The record is from RefSeq and is a predicted model, not a curated record. The coding region runs from base 1 to 1053 and encodes 350 amino acids. The transcript is spliced from 3 exons. Gene Ontology annotation, cellular component: cytoplasm; nucleus; protein phosphatase 4 complex. Gene Ontology annotation, biological process: protein dephosphorylation. NCBI's taxonomy places the organism in Eukaryota, Fungi, Ascomycota, Eurotiomycetes, Eurotiales, Aspergillaceae.
AUGUCUCUGGAUGAAGAUGCCCUGGAGACCGCUGCCAAUGGUGGCUGGAUGGACGCGUAUGUUCCUCUCCCCUCCUGCCCAUCGCUGCGCUUCCUGACCUCCUAUCCCAAUCGUCUACAAUGUCUUUGCCAUGCCAGAACCUCCCCACGAUUCCCCCCCGUGUCUCUAGGUGCCAAUAAGGACGUUCCCGACUCUCAACCUCAACCAUCUACACUCCCCGCGCCGCUUCAGCUCCUCCUGGACUCCAUUCGGUCCAACUUGCGAUCGCUAUUCUCCUCCAAACCUCCGCAUACAAUCCAACGACUGGCGGAGCUUAUCCUGCAUCCAAAUGCGCACUACCGGACUCUCCCCGCUUACCUGCGCGCAGUGGACCGCACCAUCUCCGUCACGAGCGGCGCAGAUGUCUUCCCUCUCCAGAUGCAAGAAGCUACCAGUCAGCCCAAUGGCGUCGUAAACGGAACAGACAAUACCUUCCUCCUCUCGGACCAUGCUCUCGGCAGCGACGAGUCCUUGGGCGGAGCUCUUUUGACCCCUAUUCCCUGGUUGAGUAACGCUGCGUCGCCUGGAGCGGAAGAUGGGGCUGUUGAGACCGAAGGCUAUGAAUCCGCCUCCGCAGCUCCUCAAGCAGACCAACAGUCGCCCCAGCAGGAAUCAGAACCAUCAACCGACACCUCCUCGCAGCAACCCAACCUCCCCUCUCAGUCGGAACCUGUAGCGGUAGAGAAUCAAGCAACGGAGGGCGCGGGAUCCCCACCGGCCGAAUUUUCAGAAGAUAUACCACACGCACGAGGCCCACGUCUCCUCGGCGUGGCGGACUUGGGUCUCCAAGACGGUAAAGGAAUUGAAAUGACGCUCCUGGACACCGAACAGCAAUCCAGUACGCAACCCGAUGAACAGCAACAGCAACAACAACAGCCCUCCCAGCCAACCCUGGGUAAUGACUCCGAUCAGACCGCGGCCCAGAGAAAUGCAGACGGCGAUGGGGAUAUAGUUCUUGAGGACGCCCAGAGGGCCAAGGAGGAGGAAGAGGAGACCCCCCGUGUCGACGGAUAA